Messenger RNA from Cercospora beticola, 3923 nucleotides. RefSeq names its product U3 snoRNA-associated protein UTP13 (gene UTP13). Gene Ontology annotation, molecular function: U3 snoRNA binding; protein binding. Gene Ontology annotation, biological process: endonucleolytic cleavage in 5'-ETS of tricistronic rRNA transcript (SSU-rRNA, 5.8S rRNA, LSU-rRNA); endonucleolytic cleavage to generate mature 5'-end of SSU-rRNA from (SSU-rRNA, 5.8S rRNA, LSU-rRNA). The record is from RefSeq and is a predicted model, not a curated record. NCBI's taxonomy places the organism in Eukaryota, Fungi, Ascomycota, Dothideomycetes, Mycosphaerellales, Mycosphaerellaceae. Gene Ontology annotation, cellular component: small-subunit processome; nucleolus; 90S preribosome.
CUGCGUUGUGGUGCACUCGAUCCCGAAACCAGGCAAGAUGGCCUACAAAGCAGAAGUGCGCACUACGUUCGAGCCGAGUCGUGUCAUUCAGCCCAUCUAUACCGGCGGCGCGGUCUCGCUAAGUCAGAAUGGGCGCAUUCUGGCCUCAACACUGGGCGAAGAUGCUCUGCUCACGGAUUUGAGUACUGGCACGCAUUUGGCGCGCAUAGAAGGCGACGGCGAACCUCUGACCACCAUCACACUCACUCCCGAUGCCUCACACCUGAUACUGUGCUCGCGAUCGAUUGCGAUGCGCAUAUAUUCCCUCCAUGAAUCACAGCUGGACGAUACACUUGAUGCGAAGCUCGUGCGAACACUCAAACCCCACAAGACGCCCGUGGUAGUUGUGGCAACAGACAGUACGAGUUCCCUACUUGCUACGGGAGGCGCAGAUGGCGAGAUCAAAGUGUGGGACAUUCGCGCAGGCUAUACGACACACACUUUCCACGGACACAGCGGAGUCAUCUCGGCAUUGCACUUCUUCCAAGUCGAUCCGAACGAAGCAGGCGAGGCAACGACCAAGAGCAAGAAGAGAAAGAACAAGCAGAAGAAUGAUGUUGCGGAGGAAGUACGAGAUGGCGCGACAGCAGGGUAUAGGCUGGCUUCUGGAGGCGACGAUGGGAACAUCAGAGUGUGGGACCUCCACAAACGAAAAGCAGUCGCGACACUCGAGAGUCACGUCAGCGUCGUGAGGAGCCUGGAUUACUCGCCCGAACAGAGAUUGCUGCUCAGCGGAAGCAGAGACAAGACAGUCGUACUCUGGGACUCAAGGUCAUGGCAACAAGCUAGCACGAUUGCGGUCUUAGAGACCGUCGAGGCUGCUGGGUUUCUCGAGGCGGGUCUCCUCGUCUACACGGGAGGAGAGACCGCGAGGCUUCGAAUAUGGAACACUGACGAUGGACGAGAGGUGACAGAAGAGCAGGAGGAAGGCGCGGAGAUCGAAAGAAUAGUCGAUGUGCAGUGUUCGCCAGAUCUGCCAUUCCUACUCACGGUGCACGACGAUCAGACCUUGAUCUUGCGAUCAUUGGAAGGGCUCGCGAGUGCAUCCAGCGCCAAUCGUCAUCCGCCAUUGCCCAUAAUCCGACGGAUCAGCGGGACUCACGACGAAGUCAUCGACCUUGCAUAUGUUGGACGGGAUCGAAAUCUUCUGGCUCUUGCGACAAAUUUAGAAGACAUCCGUAUUGUCUCGCUGGACACAGACAAGUCAAGUGGUGGCUCACCUUACUUUGGCGCCGAUGUUGCUCUUCUCCGUGGUCACUCUGAGAUUAUUAUCACCAUCGACACCGAUUGGUCUGGCUGCUGGCUUGCCACGGGAGCGAAGGACAACACUGCAAAGCUGUGGCGGUUAGAUCCCGAGAACAAAUCUUAUGAGUGCUAUGCCACGUUCACCGGGCAUGCUGAGAGCAUAGGAGCUGUAGCGCUUCCCAAUGGUACACCAGCGCAUGGAUCGAAGGAGUACCAAAAUCCGCUCGAGCACCCGCCGAAAUUUCUCAUCACUGGCAGUCAGGACAAGACGAUAAAGCGCUGGGAUAUCAGCACGCAACCCGGCAAAGGUCCCAGGGCAGCAUACACGAGGAAAGCGCAUGACAAAGACAUCAAUGCGAUUGAGGCUUCAUACUCCUACACCACUCCUCUGUUCGCAUCCGCAUCACAAGACAAGACUGUGAAGAUAUGGGAUGUGCAGACCGGCGAGACUAUCGGAGUGUUGCGAGGCCACAAGCGUGGUGUGUGGACAGUUGCAUUCUCCCCUCCCGAUAUGCCUCCUUUGACUACGAACGAAAGCGGGAGUGCGAGCACCUCCAAAGGUAUGGUGGUCACUGGCAGCGGUGACAAAACCGUCCGGAUCUGGAGCUUGACAGACUACAGCUGUCUGCGAACAUUUGAAGGUCACUCGAACAGUGUGCUGAAAGUCGUCUGGCUUCCUCCGCCGAACAAAAGUGGGAAGGACGUCAGAGGUGUGCAAGUGGCCAGCGCUGCUGGCGACGGCCUCGUCAAGGUCUGGGAUGCACAAAGUAGCGAAUGUGCUGCAACUCUCGACAAUCAUAUCGAUCGUGUUUGGGCGCUUGCAGUCCGACCGCAACCAGCACGCAGCGAGGCAGAUGCGAAAGCCGAACUUCAAGAAGCUGAUGAGGAGGCACGUGACAGCACAUCACAGCUUGAGUUAGUCUCUGGCUCGGCGGACAGCACACUGACCUUCUGGGCCGAUACCACAACGCAGACUGCCCUCGCGGCGACGACGCAGGCCACGCAGCGGAUCGAACAGGACCAGGAGCUACAGAACGCGAUCCGAGCCAACAAUUUUCGAGACGCAAUUGUUCUUUCGUUGCAGCUCAAUCACCCAAAGAGACUCCUCGAGGUCUUCAGAUCGGCCAUCGACAAUCCUUCCACAGAAGUUAAAAGCCUUACGGGGCGUGUCGAAGUGGAUGGUGUCCUCGCAUCGUUGUCUGAGAGUCAGCUCUGGAACCUCCUCCGCCGAUUGCGAGAUUGGAACGCAAAUGGUCGAACACAUCACGUCGCGCAACGUGUACUAUAUGCGCUGUUCAGGAUAUAUCCAAAGGAGAAAAUCAUUGGUCUGCAACGGCGACGCAAGCAAAUUGCGGCUGCAGACGACGACGAGGCUCUUGCGGGAGCCAUGGCCGAGACGAAUCUCCAGGACAAAGUGAAGAGUAAGGAAAGCGUCAAGGACGUGCUCGAUGCUCUCAAGGCCUAUUCAGAUAGACACUACCAACGUCUGGACAAAACGAGUGAGGAGCGAUACGUCUUGCUCUGGGCACUGGGACAGAUGGAUGAUGUGAGCACGGCGAAGCUGCAGCUCACUAAUGGUAUGAAAGGCCCCAGAGAUGAGAAUGAUGUAAUGCUGAACGGGGCGUAAUACAAUUCAAAAGGCACAUAGUUGGCUGUGCGGUCGGAAUGCGCGGAUCCAACGUUCGGUUCGACCACCUGACCCCAAUUGCUCUCACAAUAGAAGCUAGACCUGGAGAACUGGGACGCAUGAGUAAUGAUACCACUCGGAAAGCGUACUAUUGGAUUGUCGGCCAUGUUGUAUUGCCCAAUCACCCUUUCCUCUAACGUAGACAGCGCUGGAGGGGCCUGCAAAGCCGCCCCCUGCCGGAAAGGCCAAAAAUGCGCGAGCCCAGCAUGCACCCGUAUCAGGUUUAGAGGACUACUUCGCUGAAGGUAAACAGAACAGGAAGGAAUUGGAUGGCAUUCCGACUUCCAAGGCGAUCAAUCUACCGCCCCCACCUCCUAAGGCGGGAGGCCCACCGAAGGCUGCGUCGUCUGCUGCUACGGCCGAUAAUUCCGAAGCCAAAGAUGAAGACGCGAGCUAGAGGUCGCCGGCACUUUGGAUUCCUUCGACUUGGGCAUCGGACGGACCCGCUUUAGAAUACGAUAGGACUUGGUCGAAUUGUCGUGCAGGGACCGCAAAGCGAGAACAGAUACGUCAAUUCGACUUCCAAGGCGAAGACUUCCUCGUUCCUGCGAAUAUAGGUCUGAAAUCUGGAUGUCUAGGUAUAGACCUACGGGGUCGCCGCCCGCUGGCGAGAGAAUCAAAGCAGGGGCUUAGCACGCGCCAAUGGGUUCGAAUCGACUAUGAUUCUCUGCUAGCAGUCACAGUCGCAACUAUUGCUUAGUGAUAUAGACAGCUAGACGAAGAUACAUAUAAGGAAGAUUAAGAGGGCACGUUUUGGGACGCAUGAGUAAUGAUACUACUCGAAAAGCGUACUAUUGCCCGAUCAAGCUCUUUUGCAACGUAAAAGACCGCGAGGCCGUAAGGUGACAAAGACAAAUCCGCGGUUAGCUGUCUACCUGUCUACCUGUCCUUAUGCCCUUGGCGCUGCUGUAUUUAUUUUACCUGCCAACAGGUACUGCUACCUCUUUCUCCG